AUGGCCACAGCCCCGACUGAUGCCAAGGUGGCCCCAGCCGUAAUUGUUGGUGGUGGAAGGGUGGGAAGGGCCUUACAAGAAAUGGGUAGUGUUCAGGAUUUGCUGGUGAAGAGAGGAGAACCUGUGCCACUUGAUUUUGAGGGUCCCAUUUUGGUUUGUACAAGAAACGAUGAUCUUGAUGCUGUUCUUGAAGUUACACCCAAGUCUAGAUGGAGCGAUUUGGUUUUUUUCCAGAAUGGGAUGCUGGAGCCUUGGUUUCAAAGUAAAGGUCUUGGUGAUGCAGACCAAGUGCUGGCAUAUUUUGCUGUAUCAAAGCUCGGAGAACCUCCUACUGAUGGAAAGACUGAUACCAAUCCUGAAGGAUUGACUGCAGCAUAUGGGAAAUGGGCAUCUGCAGUAGCUGCUAGAUUGCAUGCUGGAGGGCUAUCCUGUAAGGUUCUUGACAAGGAAGGUUUUCAGAAGCAAAUGUUAGAGAAGCUGAUCUGGAUUUCGGCAUUCAUGCUUGUUGGAGCUCGUCAUCCAGGAGCAACUGUUGGUGUUGUGGAGAAAGAAUUCCGCUCUGAGGUGUCUAGCCUUAUUGCAGAACUUGCUUCUGCAGCAGCGGCAGAAAAAGGAAUAGCAUUUGAAGAAGCUAUUGAGGAAAGAUUAUGCGCUUAUGCACGCGCUGUUGCCCACUUCCCAACAGCUGUUAAGGAGUUUAAAUGGAGGAAUGGCUGGUUCUACUCUCUCUCGGAGAAGGCAGCUGCUGAAGGGAAACCUGAUCCUUGUCCCCUACACACAGCGUGGCUUAAAGAGCUAAAUGUCGUCUAG
Dovyalis caffra is the source of this 810-nucleotide messenger RNA. The record is from the annotation of a GenBank genome assembly. NCBI's taxonomy places the organism in Eukaryota, Viridiplantae, Streptophyta, Magnoliopsida, Malpighiales, Salicaceae.